UUGUACCCGACAACUCUUCAUAGAGUAGAGUUGAGCAAACAAAUGCGGAGGAUGAAGAACAUUUUACUAAUAGUAUUAUUUGCGUGUUUCAUGGAAAUUUGUAGGGGCAAUAAAGGAAAAUGCAUCGAUACAGAACUGGUUCCAGAUUUGAAUAAAUGCUGCACUGUACCGGAACCUUUCAUGUUCACCAAAUCCUUCGUAGAGAGUUGCGUUUCGAAGCACAAAGCGUUGAUAAAUGACCAUGACAAAUUUUAUACGUGCCUCUGGGAUUGUAUUUGGUCGGCGUACGGACUUUUCGACGGAAAUAGCAUUGUCCAGGAAAAGGUUCUGGAGUUGACCCGUUCAAUGGAAAAAGUUGCCCAGGAAACGGUUUUAUUUUCCGUGGCUCGUUGUCACAAGGAGAGUAACAUCAUCAACCACCGUAAAAACGAAAAGGGUAACGAGUGCGAUACUUUUGCAUUCAAAUAUAUGUUUUGCAUAAAGAAAGCGAUACUGUUGAAUUGUCCCGACAAGUACUGGAAAAUUGAACCUCUUUGUGAUGAGUUCGACAGUGGGGUUCCGUUAUGUGAAUGAUCAUGUCUACUACUAGAUUUUCGAGUGUGACGUUUGAUUUUUGGCAUUUUUUAUUAUGACACAUAAAACAUAAAAUGCCUCGUUGGCGUUAAGGUGUUCCAUGUUGUUAAAUAAUCAUCCUCCUUUCGAUGCAUAUUAUAACGUGGCCAUUCUAGCUCAACUCCACGUUUAUUGAAUUAGUUAGGAACCUUAUCCUCUAAUCUCAUAUAGAGUGUCACACAUAUAUUUGCAUCAGGCCGAUGACAUAGUGAGAGCGAAUUGGCGAACGCGAACAAAUCGGCAUCUGCUUCGCCGCAAUCAGUAUGUUAGAUUUAAGCGAUUCACAUGCGAAAAUAAAA
Uranotaenia lowii is the source of this 911-nucleotide messenger RNA. RefSeq lists its product as uncharacterized. The transcript has 5 exons. The record is from RefSeq and is a predicted model, not a curated record. The coding region runs from base 43 to 573 and encodes 176 amino acids. Gene Ontology annotation, molecular function: odorant binding. NCBI's taxonomy places the organism in Eukaryota, Metazoa, Arthropoda, Insecta, Diptera, Culicidae.